UGUUAUGACAGUAAGAAGAGACAUUUUUGGCCGCCGUUGUUUUGAGAUUCACAUCAUGAGAAAAUAACUCUUAGGCAUUUUAAGCCAGUCAUGGAUUCCGCUUUUGAGAGGCACUGCUCGGAGCUGGUGGCCCGGGAGAGGAGCGGACACACGGCCGUGGUGGAGGACAGCCUGCUGUAUGUGUGGGGGGGAUACAUGUCAGUCGCUGAUGAUGAAGUGUUUCUACCCAAUGAUGAAAUCUGGGCGUACGACCUCGAACAAGGCUCAUGGAAAGUGUUUCACAUGCCAGGGGAAGUCCCUCCCUCCAUGUCUGGGACCUGCAGCUGCUCCCUGGAUGGUCACAUGUACAUAUUUGGAGGCUGCGAUGACUUCGGACAGACCAAUCAGAUCUAUUGUGUCAACCUGACAGACGGCAAAUACACAUGGAGGAAGAUCACGCACCAGGUUGGCUCGGCUCCCUCACCUCGAGACAAACUGUCCUCCUGGGUUUACAAAGGAAGGAUCGUCUACUUUGGAGGAUACGGUCACAAACUGCUGACUGACGUGGACAGCAGGAACAGAAGCUUCAUUGUGGAUGAAGCAUCAUCAGUAGGGGACAUUUUCUGGGGAUGGAACAACGAGGUUCAUACAUUUGACCCCAUGCAUUCCAGCUGGAGUCAACCGCAGACCCACGGUCGCGCUCCCGCCCCGAGAGCUGCUCAUGCCAGCGCCACGAUUGGACGCAGAGGGUAUAUCUGUGGAGGUCGAGUCAUGGAGACCAGGACGAACGACAUCCACUGCCUUGACCUUGAAUCGUGGACGUGGUCAGAAAUAGUCCCGGCGUCGAGCACUCCGGUGGGCAGGUCGUGGCACACGCUCACCGCCGUAUCAGACAACGGCUUGUUCCUGUUUGGAGGUCUCAGCGUGGACUGCAAACCAAUGAGUGACGGCUGGUUGUUUGAUGUGGAAACAAAGACGUGGAGAGAAGUGGAGCAUCCCUUUAAGACGAAGCCGAGGUUGUGGCACUCGGCUUGUCCAGGCAAAGACUCUGAUGUGAUCGUGUUCGGUGGAAGCUGUGACUACAUCCUCCUUGUGGACACUGUUAAAAUGAUUCUUGGGGUGGUGGUGGUGCCUAGUGGUUGUGCGCACGCCCCAUAUCUGUGUGGAUUACAUCGCAAAGAGCGCGAGGAACUCAGACCCCCUCCGACAUCAGCUGCCUCUCCUGCCGUCCAAACUCCUGACGGCAGUCCAGACGAGGAUGUGUUUCUACAGGCCGUCAAAGAGGCCGAAAUCUGA
This is a messenger RNA of Labrus bergylta (ballan wrasse), 1275 nucleotides long. The record is from RefSeq and is a predicted model, not a curated record. NCBI's taxonomy places the organism in Eukaryota, Metazoa, Chordata, Actinopteri, Labriformes, Labridae.